AGGGAGCUGGCGGCAAACUCCCCUCCAUAGCUGUAUCCAUCGGCUGGUGAAGGUCAAAACACUUUGCCGAGAAGGUAGAAGGAUGGGGAGGAAGAACUCACCGGACCUCUCUGCACUCUGCAGUGAGCAGGACAUGGAGUCGGCGUCCAUAUGAGCGUUGCAGCCACGCCAACAACUGGGCAGCGGCGACAUCUGCAUCUCCCACCUCGUCUCCCUCCCGUAUCUGCAAGCCUUGAUCCCGCCGCCAGCCAUCCAUCCAAGGGAGCCAUGUCUCCAUCCGGCGAGCUGCUGGCUUCCAUCUCCUCCGUCUUCACUGUCGCCUUCGUCCUCCUCGCCUGCGUCGAGCUCGGCGACGCCGCCGCCGCCGCCGUCGGCGUCUACCGCCUCAUCCAGUACGACCUCGCCGGCGCUCCGCUCGGCUCCCGCGCCGCGGUCCUCAACCACCACGCUGCCGCGCUCCCGCUCCCCGCCGGCGCAGACCUCUCCCGCUCCGCCCUCGUCGCGCCGCUCCUCGACCUCCCGCUCUCUUUCCUCAGAGAGUACCUGGUGGAGAAAAAACAUCUGGGGGGAUUACUCAUUCUGCUCCCGACAAAUAAUGACAGUGUGGAUGACAAGGGGCAAUUCAAAGGUGUACUGACUGAGCUGGAGAAGUUGCUUCUGCAUGAACAAGUUCCAUAUCCAGUGUACUUUGCUUUGCAUGACGACAAUCUUGAUAACCUGCUGGCAGAUAUCCAUAGAAUUGCCUCCACAGGUCAACCAGCCUCUGCAACAACAGGAGGUUACAAACUUGUCGUAUCCUCAGCAGAGCCUAGAAAAGUGUCAUCUCCAACCAUUUCUAAUAUCCAGGGAUGGUUACCUGGAUUUAAAGGAGAGGGUGAUAGCGAACAGCUUCCGACUAUUGCCAUAGUUGCAAACUAUGACACCUUCGGUGCUGUACCUGCACUUUCUGUGGGAAGCGACAGCAAUGGAAGUGGAGUUGUGGCUCUUCUAGAGAUUGCGAGACUAUUUUCACGUCUGUAUUCAAAUCCUAAGACAAGGGGCAAGUACAAUAUUCUCUUUGGGUUAACAUCUGGUGGACCCUACAAUUACAAUGGAACUAGCAAGUGGCUUAGGAGUUUUGAUCAGCGUGUACGCGAGAGCAUUGACUACGCAAUUUGCUUGAACAAUGUUGGUUCCUGGGGCAAUGACCUCUGGAUGCAUGUAUCAAAGCCUCCAGAAAAUCCCUAUAUCAAGCAAAUCUUUAAAGAAUUUUCAGAUGUUUCUAAAGAAAUGGGUGUUUCAGUUGGAAUCAAGCACAAGAAGAUUAAUGUCUCAAAUCCCAGAGUAGCAUGGGAACACGAACAGUUCUCAAGGUUUAGGGUGACUGCACUUACUCUUUCAGAAAUGUCUACCCCUCCUGAUUUUUUGGAAAGCACUGGCGGUCUUCAUGACACUAGAGAAUCUACAGAUGCUGAGUCAGUAAUCCGAGCUGCCAGAUUAGUUUCUGAGAGUCUUGCGAGACGCAUCUAUGGACUGAAGGGAAGGAACAUAGAUGUUUUUGCAGAGAAUAGCAGCUUAGCCAUUAAUCCUCACUAUAUCCGGUCCUGGUUGGAUCUGUUGUCACGGACACCACGGGUUGCACCUUUUCUGCAGAAAAAUGACCCCUUCAUAGCAGCACUGGAAAAGGAACUGUCUGCACACACUACUGAUGUGCGUGUUCAAAGUGAUGCGCUUGAUGGCAUGUUCACUUUCUAUGAUGCGACGAAAGCAACUCUAAAUGUCUACCAGGUUGCAGGUGUUACUUUUGAUCUGCUGUUCCUUCUGGUGCUCGGCUCCUACCUGAUUGUUCUCUUCUGUUUCCUAGUGAUUACUACACGGGGUGUUGAUGAUCUCAUUAACAUAUUCCGGCGGCCUCCAUCACGCAAACUCAAGGGUGCAUAGGCUAGGCUGUGUUUUGUGUAUUAGCGCCAGCCAAGAGACCGCAUGCCUAGUAGUCAUUAGAAGAAGAGAUAGAGAUGAGGAUGACAGGCAGGCAGGCAGGCUAGCUUGCUUCCCACAGCACAUAGACAAACAUUUUUUUUCCUUUUUGUGUCAGGAAUUUCGACUGUAAUUUAGCUGUAUUUUGGUUACAAUUCUGGCUUAUUCGGGGUGGACUGGUGGCGGUGUCUGAUGAGAGACAGAGAAGCACACACCACCACGCCGCCUCUGAACUUUGGAUGCUGAGAAAUUCUUGUCUGAAACACAAACACUGAAGGCCUGCCGUGCCUGUGUUUACUUGUUGUCUGAAAUAUAAAAAAUAAUAGAGAAGAGGAAUAUAAAGUCAAAGCGAAACGAAGCACCUACCUUGCAGGAUGAGAUACUGGAACAUGGAGAUAGGCCAAGAAGAUCGUGAUUGAAUUUCAGUCCCUUGAUUUUAGAUCGGACGGCCGAUAGAUAGAUAGUAGGAUGGAUAAGGCAGUGAGUGAUCCAGGGCCAAUGGGCCAUCCAACAAAGAGUCAGCCGAGUCUGCUCUGCUGCUCCAUCGGAUCUCCCGCGCGCCAAACCAUGCCGACGCAGCAAGCAUGUUCUGCUGCGGCAGCAUUGAGAUCGCGGCGGCCUUCCCCUGCAUCCACGACGACGACCUCCCGGCAGCUGCGGCUGCGUCCGCCUCGUGCCGCCACCGCGGGCGUGCGGCUGACGGUGUCGGACGCGGAGCUGGAGUCCCGCGGGUUCGCUGUGCGGCGCACGGCGGAGGGCAUCGACGUGGCGGCGCUGAACGAGGUGUUCGUGCGCGUGGGCUUCCCGCGGCGUCAGGAGGAGCGGCUGCGGCGCGCGCUGGAGCACAGCCGUGUGGUGUGGCUGUCGGCCGGGGAGGAGGAAGGGCGGCCCGUGGCGUUCGCGCGCGCGGCCGGGGACGGCGUGUUCAACGCCGUGGUGUGGGACGUGGUGGUGGAGCCGUCGAGCCAGGGCCUCGGGCUGGGACGCGCCGUCAUGGAGCGCCUCGUCGACGAGCUGCGGCGCGACGGCGUGGCCAACAUCGUGCUCUACGCCGAGACGCGCGUGGUGGGGUUCUACCGCCUGCUGGACUUCGCCAUGGACCCCGACGGCAUCAGGGGGAUGGCAUACUACCGCAAGUCCACUACUACCGCCGCUUGAUUCGUCUCGUCUGUCUUGAACUCAUUCAUCAAUGAAGGAAGUCGAUCGAAUUCCCUAAAGCCCCCCAUGUUUGUAUGAUGUAGAUAUGACAUGGUUUAUUUUUAUCACUCAUCUCAUAGUUGCUCGUUUAUUACCUUUCAUUUUAUAUUCCGCGAAAACGAUCUAGCUAGAACAUGUACUUAUAUUUCCCGCAAAUCAAGCAAUAUAAAAACCUCACUUCUUUC
Messenger RNA from Zea mays, 3338 nucleotides. RefSeq lists its product as uncharacterized. Bases 151 to 1920 code for a protein of 589 amino acids. Gene Ontology annotation, cellular component: membrane. Lineage: Eukaryota; Viridiplantae; Streptophyta; Magnoliopsida; Poales; Poaceae. Gene Ontology annotation, biological process: regulation of signal transduction. The record is from RefSeq and is a predicted model, not a curated record. The transcript has 15 exons.